AUGACGAAGCCAAAACCCCAUCCUGAACUGAAGUUCGAGAAGAAAAAUAAAAAGAUGCGAAAAAUCCCCAGCUAUGCGUAUAUACAAAGAAGACCCAUUCCCCACCCUCCGUCGGCUUCUCCCUAUGCUUGCGCGAAAGUACCCAAAGUCGUCUAUGUUUCGACCAAUACGCCAUUUAUGAGUGCCGCCAAACGUGUGCAAAAACUUCUGAAACAAGCUGAACGACGCGCCACAUCCAAAAUCGAUUUAAGUAGUAAAGCCAGCGAGAAGCAGAAGCUUGCGAAUCUUACGGAGAGCACAGAGGAACUGAAAAAGGAGGAAGUUUUUAUCAAAGCCACUGGUCGAGCAAUUGAGAAGGCGGUAAGCAUAGGGAAAUGGUUUGAGGGAAAAGAGGAAUAUGCGAUCAGGGUGAAUACUGGGGCUGUGAUGGUGGUGGAUGAUAUCGUGGAGGACGAGAGCCUGAAGCGGAACCAUGAAAACAAAGAGAAAAGAGGAGAGGCUGGAGAAAAUGAAACCGUCCCUGACGUAUCUAAGAAAACGACCGAGGGAGGUGAUGAGACCCUGGACUCGGGUCAGGGCAAAGGCAGAGAUAGACAAGAACAGCUGAAACCCACAACGAAGAAAAGGAAGAGGCGACGGAACGAAGCAGUUGAUUCGGAUGGCGAACUGUUAGAGUCGCGAACACGCUGGGUGAAUAUGGUGGAGAUUGCGGUCACAUUGAAAUGA
Paracoccidioides lutzii Pb01 is the source of this 726-nucleotide messenger RNA. RefSeq lists its product as hypothetical. The record is from RefSeq and is a predicted model, not a curated record. The coding region runs from base 1 to 726 and encodes 241 amino acids. Gene Ontology annotation, molecular function: RNA binding. The transcript has 2 exons. Gene Ontology annotation, biological process: rRNA processing; tRNA 5'-leader removal; nuclear-transcribed mRNA catabolic process, RNase MRP-dependent. Gene Ontology annotation, cellular component: ribonuclease MRP complex; nucleolar ribonuclease P complex.